Durusdinium trenchii is the source of this 795-nucleotide messenger RNA. The record is from the annotation of a GenBank genome assembly. Lineage: Eukaryota; Dinophyceae; Suessiales; Symbiodiniaceae.
CAAGCCUUUUUGGCUUAAGGGAUAUGUGUCUCCAGUGGGUCUAGCUAGAGGCGAAUGGCUGGAGGACCCCCAGCUGCUGGCCCAGGAGGCAUCCAGCAGAUCUUCGAAAGAAAUCAAGAGGCAACGAUCUAUGUGGGAAACCUGGAUCCCAAGAUCGAUGAGGAGGUCUUGUGGGAGCUCAUGGUAAAUUGUGGGCCAGUGGCAAAUCUUCAUCUUCCUCGUGACAAGAUCACAAAUACCCAUCAAGGAUAUGGAUUUGUAGAGUUCAAAAAUGAAGAGGAUGCAGACUAUGCCAUCAAGAUCAUGAACAUGAUCAGGCUCUUUGGGAAGCCCAUUCGAUGUAACAAGUCUUCACAAGACAAGAAAACCAACGAGGUUGGCGCCAACCUGUUCAUUGGCAAUUUGGAGCCUGAGGUUGACGAGAAGAUGCUCUAUGACACCUUCUCUGCCUUUGGGGUUUUGCUUUUCGCGAAGGUCAUGCGCGAUCCUGACAAUGGCCUGUCGCGUGGCUUCGGCUUCAUCUCCUACGAUACCUUCGAGGCAUCCGAUGCAGCGCUCGCAGGCAUGAACGGGCAGUUCUUGUGCAAUAGACCGAUCAGUGUCUCUUAUGCCUACAAGAAGGAGACCAAAGGAGAGAGGCACGGCAGCGCCGCGGAGCGGCUCAUUGCAGCAAACCGUCCCAUUAAGGACACACCGGGUGGCGGCGCGGGCCCUGGGGCUGGAGCUCCUGUUCGCUCCUCCAUGCCACCCAACAUGCCACCACCUCCAAUGGGAUAAAGCGGAAAAGAUCGAGGA